GAUUGAAAGCACGAUCAGUGCUGCUUCGCCUUAGCAGCCGCAACGAACAAAACUUUCGAUACGCGCGUACGAGAAUUUUUUGCGCGAUCAAGAACUGGUAGUCAAACUCAAAAAUAAUCAUAAAAAAAGAUACAAGUAAAAAUAAAAUUGCAAAAAAUAUCGCUGCAAAUACAUAUGUACAAGUAGAGUACAUGAGAACUCUUUAACCACAACACAGAGAUAAAAUACACGAGAACGACUUGCGCACGGCCGGUUAACGCAUUUAUCAAGUAGUGAAUAACAUAAGUGACGAGUGAACUGAAACUGGAAAAUCCGCUGUAGAGAGCAACUUUUAUCUUAUUGAAGACUGACCAGGUGUAUACAGAGAGUGUUAAAAUACAAUACAAAACAAACAAAAAAGUACAAUGUUCACAAUGCAGGGGAUUUUUCUUGCUUUACUGAUUGUCUGCGCGACGGCACAAUCGUAUUACCCGUACGAGACGCAGCAGCGAACGAGUACACCUAGGUUAGCAACUUACACCACAAGGAUAGCGGUAACACAAGCCGAUUAUCAAAGAACGUCAUUGCUGUACCCGAAUAAUUUUGGACAAGUACCAGCGCCAAAUAUAGCAUCACGAUCAUCGGUUAGCCCACGGUUUCCGACAUCAACGAAUUAUCCACAAGCUCGUCCUCGUCCCGGCACAGCGCCGACAAGGGACACACAGAAACCCGUUUGGAGCAACUCGAAACCGGCAGGGACUAAUCUUCCAAACACAUAUGCGCCCAAUAAAUUCAAUGCGAAUCUUUUCAAAGUAAUCGCCGGUCCAUUGUCACAGCGAAAUGUCGUCUAUUCGCCCAUAUCCUUGCAAUUGUUAUUGGCAUUCGUUUCCAUCGGCGCCGAUGGAGAGACCUAUAAUCAGAUUCGGAAUGCGCUCGGACUGCACGCCAACAAUCGGGACACGGUUGCGUUCUUCCAAAAACUGAGGACACAAUUGAACGCAGGCAAUGUACAGCUGGUGAUGGCGAAUAAAAUGUAUCAUAGCCGAGAGAAGACACUGCUACGGAACGUACAGGAAUUAGCAAGUAAUUUCAACAGCGAAAUUGAGGCGAUCGACUUUAGAUCGCCGUUUGCGGCGGCUUCUAUUAACAAUUGGGUGGCGCAGAAGACGCAAAAUAUUAUACGCGAACUGGUCGUGCCGGCGCAAUUGGAUGCGCAAACGCAGGCGAUGCUCGUCAAUGCGAUACACUUUAAGGCCAAGUGGGCGAAGGAGUUCUCUACGCGUGACACGGAGAAGCAGAAAUUCUAUGUGACGCCCCAGCGUGCAGUGUCUGUCGAUAUGAUGUAUAGUGAUGACUCAUUCAACUAUGGUGAAUUUCCGGAAUUGGACGCAACCGGUGUAGAGUUGAAAUAUGCAAACUCGAAUAUAUCGAUGAUGAUUUUGCUGCCGAACAAGCCUGAUGGUUUGGCAGACAUGGAGCAGCGUUUGAAUGAUGUCGAUUUGAAGAGUUUAUCGGCGCGUAUGCGUUUGGAGACGGUCACAAUAAGAAUACCUAAAUUCAGCAUUGACUUUGAUAUUGACAUGAGGCGCCCUCUAAAUCAGCUUGGAAUCACGGAUCUUUUCAACGAAAACGCUAGUUUGAAAGGCUUCUUCUAUCAAGAGUCGGCUGUUGUGUCGCAAGUGCAGCACAAGGCCUUCCUCAAUGUCAAUGAGGCGGGCUCAGAAGCGGCAGCAGCGUCCUUUAUCAAGCUAAUACCGCUCUCACUGCCCAAUCGCAUCAUCCGCUUCACGGCUGAUCAUCCAUUUAUGUUCGCCAUACGUAGUCCGCAAGCUGUCUUAUUCAUUGGGCAUGUCGUUAAAAUCUACUGUAUUUUCGUGCUGCAGACGAUCACAGCCACCGCACCGGCGCUCACUGCGAAGCUCGCCAGCGAUCGCUUUGCCUUGACGCUCAGCACGGCGUUGGGUCUGCAAUCACCUGCGCAGAAUGUGCUCCUUUCGCCCGUGCUCGUGCAGGCGUUACUCACGCUGCUCACGUACGGCACCAACGAACAGGAGGCUGCCGCACUACGCGCCGCCUUGCAUUUGUCGCAAACGGAGCGCAAGCCCACUGCCACACUGAAUAUGUCACUGCUAUUGGGUUCGGUGAAGACACAAGCUCAAGCGAAAGCGCGCCUGCUGAGCGCCAUCUAUGUGCAGGAACAUGUAUUAUUCAAAUUUCAAGAUGAGUUCGUGGAAAUGGCAAAGCAUUUCGAAACACCAACUCAAAUGGUCGAUUUCAAUCGUAAAAGCGUUGAUGAGCUCAACUAUUGGUUCCUGCAACAGUCCAACUACAGUUGCGGUGAGGUGGUCAGCCCUAAAUUGGCCGAAUUGCGUGAACGCUUUGUCUUGGCCUCUGCGGCGGUAUUUCACGCGCCAUGGGCGGUGGGUUUCAAUGUAAAGGAGACGGAGAAAUUGAAUUUCUUUACCGAUCGCGUGCAACAUAAAUUAGUCGAUUGCAUGUUUGUGACCCACAAAUUUCGCUAUGCCGAUUUGACACAUUUGGAUGCCAAGCUGGUGGAGUUGCCAUAUGCGAAUGAGACACUGAAAUUGUGGCUGCUUUUGCCCAAUCAAAUGGAUGGUUUGGGAAAACUCGAAGUGCAACUCUUGCAUGAAGAUCUCACCAAGCUCGAGGCGCAAUUGAGCGAGCAGAAAAUCGUUCUGACGUUGCCGAAAUUUCGCGUCGAAUAUGAUGUGGAUCUGAAAAGCGCUUUGAGUGCGUUGGGCUUCGCACGCAUUUUCGAUGGCGAAACGAAAUUCACACACAUGUUCUCCUCGUUUUUCAAUACACGCUCACCAGCUGUGACGAAUGUGCCACAUAAAGCGAUCUGGCGCGUAGAUGAGUACGGCGGUGCGCCGACUGCUGAAGAUGAAUUUUUGAAUACAGACACCGCGCACAGCAUGAAAUCACUAUUAUUUUUGACCGCUUGGGUCACGCUCAGCGGCUGCCUGCUCGCGCAUGCCGCCACUCUAGGCACUCAAAGUGAAGCUACUGAACGCAAUCUCUUUGCUGCCGAUAUCUAUCAGGCUGUCGCCGCGAAUCAUUUGGGUGAAAAUGUUGUGAUCUCGCCUGCAGCCAUACAAACCGCCAUGGCUUUGGCCUUCUACGGCGCAAAAGGACGCACGGCCAGCGAAAUACAAACGGGCAUACGCCUGGGUUCGGCCAAUUCCGAUGAAGUGGUGCGUCGUUUUAGCGCUUUUCAAAAUGCCUUCACACGCAGCAACAAUUUGCGUUUGUUCAAUAAAAUUUACAUAAAUGAGAAUCUGGAAUUCAAGGCCAAUUUCCGUGACGUCGCACGUCGUAGUUUCGAUUCGGAUCUCGAAACAGCCGAUUUUCAUCCACCUUACAAUAAACGCACCGCCGACCGCAUUAGCAAAGAAGCGCAACAGAAAACUCUAAAUAAAGUCACCAACAUACUACAACCACAACAGUUAAACGAUCUAACGGAAGGUGUGAUGGUGAAUGGCAUCGCCUAUAGUGCGCCCUGGUUGAAUGCCUUCAAGGCUGGUAAGACAGAACGUCGUGAAUUUUCGUCCGGUGGUCGGCGUUCAGUGAAUGUGGAUAUGAUGUGGACUGUAAAUAAUUUCCGUUAUGGCGAAGUAAAUGAACUGGAUGCAAAGGUAAUCGAGUUGCCAUAUCAAAAUACUGAAUACUCAAUGUUAGUGUUGCUGCCGAACCAAAUGAACGGUUUAUCCAGUCUCAUACAACGUUUGGUCGGUAAGAAUUUGGUUGGACUGGUGGAUACUCGCUUGAGCUCACAGAAGAUUGAGUUGCGUUUACCUAAAUUCGGUUUUGAAUUUGGUGUCAGUCUAGAGGAACCUUUCCGUAAGCUCGGUAUCACCACUAUGUUUACACGACAAGGGGAUUUCGGCCAUAUGUACCGCAUGUUCGUCAGUCAUUAUAUCAAUAGUGCUAACCAUAAGGCUUAUGUGGAAGUUACCGAGGACGGUUCAGUGCCCUCAUUGGAAUCCGGAGGCAUUAAGAGCUUCUUGACCUUCUCUCGCCCAAAAUCUUUGGAAGUGGAUCAUCCUUUCAUUUUUGCCAUUAAACAUGAGGACUCUAUUAUUUUCAUGGGCCAUGUUACACAUAAUGUUUAAUGAAUUUAUGUCGGUGAUGGUUGUAUGGUGUAAUUAUCAAACAUUUUGGAGAUAACGAGAAUGCUUUCAACAGCGGUUUCUGCACGAUUAUAUAUAUACAAUAUAUAUUACUCGAUUUACUUUUAAAUAAAUAUAGAGAUUAUA
Zeugodacus cucurbitae (melon fly) is the source of this 4256-nucleotide messenger RNA. RefSeq lists its product as uncharacterized. Lineage: Eukaryota; Metazoa; Arthropoda; Insecta; Diptera; Tephritidae. Gene Ontology annotation, molecular function: serine-type endopeptidase inhibitor activity. The coding region runs from base 405 to 4112 and encodes 1235 amino acids. The transcript is spliced from 10 exons. The record is from RefSeq and is a predicted model, not a curated record.